CGCUUAAUUGUUAUCUAUUGAUAAAGCAGUGUUCUAGCUAAUCCUGCGCAUAGUUCUAUAUUCUACAAUAAUCUACAAACCUAGCGUUUGAAAGAUCUCGUCAUGUUUCUGUCUUUUGGAGCCUGCAUUGCAUUAGAGAUGGUGUUGUUUGUUUUUGCAAACGACUCUAGCCAAAUUGACGAAACUACUGCAAUUUUACAAAAAUUCAAGACUUUGGAAAAAGAAGUGUCUAUGCUCAAACAGAGAGAACUAAAGACUUCAGAAGAAAUUUCCAUGCUUAAACAGAGAGAACUCAAGACUCUGGAAGAAGUAUCCAUGCUUAAACAAAUGCUGAACUCCUGUCAAGGUGCCUGGAACGAGUUUUCUAAAUCGAACCCAGGGAUGAGAAGGGGGCGUUUAGUUCCUGAAGGGCGGCAAUCACAAAUUGCUUUUCAUACCCACCUAACACACAACAUCAACAACCUCGGAGUGCACCAGGCCAUUGAGUUCGAUAAGGUUCUUUUGAAUGAGGGGAACGGAUAUUCAGUUUAUACCGGACAUUUCGUCGCCCCGGUUUCCGGUCUCUACGUCUUUGCCUGGACCAUUUCGUCCGGGGACUAUACAUGCAUUGUAUAUGACGUGGUAAAGAACAAUGAAAUUUUGGUACAUUUCAUAAGCGAUGCAGCUGACCACAAUGAUUGGGCCGUGUCGUCAGGGACCGCUGUUACCCGGAUGAACUCAGGAGAUCGUGUCUGGAUACGAGUUUCCGAUAUACAUGUCCCUUGUUCACACACUGUGUAUGGGGCUGGUCUCGGUACUUCUUCGUUUGCUGGAUAUCUUCUAAAUUAGCAAAUACGUGUAUCAUCACAUAUAAUAAAGCAAAUCAAACAUGGGCA
Molecule: messenger RNA, 875 nt
Organism: Magallana angulata
Lineage: Eukaryota; Metazoa; Mollusca; Bivalvia; Ostreida; Ostreidae
Product: complement C1q-like protein 4
Exons: 2
Coding region: 103-828 (241 amino acids)
Molecular function (GO): protein binding
Source: RefSeq, a predicted model, not a curated record